This is a messenger RNA of Acanthamoeba castellanii str. Neff, 2739 nucleotides long. Its product is annotated as Exportin 1like protein. The record is from RefSeq and is a predicted model, not a curated record. The transcript has 23 exons. Gene Ontology annotation, biological process: tRNA re-export from nucleus. Gene Ontology annotation, cellular component: cytoplasm; nuclear matrix; nuclear pore. Gene Ontology annotation, molecular function: tRNA binding; small GTPase binding. Bases 1 to 2739 code for a protein of 912 amino acids. Lineage: Eukaryota; Discosea; Longamoebia; Acanthamoebidae.
AUGGAUGAAUUGGAAAAAGCAAUUGCCAUUCAACUCGAUCCAACGAAGGUCACAGAAGCAGAUUUGAGAGCUGCACAAGCGUACACCGCCCAAGUCGUUGCCUCGCCGGAGGGGUUGCGAUUUUGCUGCGAGAAGCUCUUCUCCUCACAAUCGCCCCAGGUCAAGUUCUUCUGCUUGCAAGUGCUGACAGAUGUAGCCAAGAACAGGUAUGCCACUCUCGCCCCGCCCGAGAAGACCGGGCUGCGAGAGGUCCUCAUCAAAUGGAUCCGAGAACACCUGGUGCAGCACCAGGACGAACAAGCAGCUAUUAAGAACAAGCUGGCCUAUAUCCUGGUGCUCUUCUUCAAGCAGGAUUACCUGGCGCAGUGGCCAACCUUCUUCUCUGAGUUGUUUGGCCUCUUGCAACUGGGACCUGUGGUGAUCGACAUGUUCCUGCGAAUCAUCAAGACCAUCGACGAAGAGGUCGUGAGCGUGGAAGUGCAGCGGUCGGCAGAAGAGCACACGCACAACAUUGCGAUCAAAGACCGUAUGCGCGACGAUUGCAUCAACACCAUGGUGGAGAUCUGGUAUCAGAUCUUGGUGACCUACAGAACCAGCAUCCCCCAGCUGACGCGCGAGUGUCUGGCAGUCUUGAGGCCGUACAUCACGUGGAUCGAUCUGUCGUUGAUCGUGAACGAGAAAUUUAUUCCUUUCUUCUUCGAGUGCCUGCCCAACGUUCAAUUCAGGCGAGAAGCGUGCGACUGCAUCACGCAGGUCGUCGCCAAGGGCAUGCCGCCCCUGCAGAAAUUGGACCUUCUGGUUCGACUCAAGGUUCUUGAGCUGGUCAAUUCAGCUGCGACGGACGAUGCCCAAUACAAGGUGAAUGUGGCGAAACUGUUGAACGAGUCGGGAGUGCAACUGGUGACUGCCUACGCAAAGGGGCAAGUCAAUGAACAGGUGGAGGCACAAGCGAAGCAAAUUGUAGAUAGCGCGCUGGUGCUGUUGUGGAAGUGGAUGAGCGAUGCCGACAACAACGUCGCUUCGGUGGUGCUCGGCUUCGUGCAGGAAUAUCUCAACAAGGUGAAUCCUCGACCCUUGAAACAUGCGACGACUCUUGGGAAUGAGGAAACGGAGAACCUCAAGAGAGUAUUGAGCAUCAUCUUGGUCAAAGCCAAGUAUCCGGCCGAGUUUGACUUCGAGACCAAGGACGAUUUUGAGAGCCAGUUUCUGGCUUACAGGGGCGUACAGCUGGCCCUCUUCCUCUUGCACGCCAUGGUGGAGACCAAGGCCAACCUGCCCGAGGCUACGCAGAAGACCUUGGAGGUGUUCUUUGCCCAGGCCGUUGCGGCGUUGGUGGCAUCGGCUGUGUUCAAGCACCCUCACAAGGCGGUGGUGCUGCAGGCGUUCGAGAACUUCGCGAGCUACGCGUCGUAUAUUCCCAACGAACAGGCGCUAAUGACCGGUAUCCUGGAUGCCUUCGUUACAUUCGGUUUGAGAAAUCAGGAUAAGUCGGUGAGGAAUAAGGUCUCCUCGCUCUUCAUGACAUUCAUUCGCAACAAGAAGUCGGAAAUGUAUCCCUACACGCAGCAUCUGCUCGCUGCCCUUAAGGACCUCUUGGCGAUCUCUCCGGAUGGCCCCAAGCUGAUCCCCUUCGAGUACCAGCUCUACCUCUUCGACGCCAUCGGUUCUCUCGUGGGAACGGGCUCUGAUCAAGACCAGAUCGCGUUCCUGGAGAUUCUGUUGAAGCCGCUGGUGGUGCAGGUCAAGGACAUCCUGGAAACGGGGCGCUACAAAGAGGACACGCCAACAAAUCCGUUCUGGACGAACCACUUGGUCCGACUAGUCAACACCAUGGGUUGCAUUAGCCGAGGCAUUCCCUGCGAAAAGGAGGAGAAGGCGGCCUAUUGGAGAGAAGCAAUGGACUCUGUGCUUCGCGUGCUGGCUGCCCUGCCGAACACCCCUGAAAUAUGGGACAAGAUGAUCUAUUUCAUUCACCAGAUGGUGACGGCGAUCAACUCGCAGCUCAUCCCGUUCAUUCCCCAAACCAUCACUCUUCUCCUGGCCAACGCCAAGGACCCCAAACAAUUCCUCGACUUCACGUCCCUGCUCAACCAGUGGGUGACCAAGUACAAGGACAAGAUAUUCCCCAUCCUCAACGAAUCCUUCCUAUUCGUGGCGCAAAAGAUCCUCGCCAUCACUAGCGUCAGUGUGACCCCUAACAGUGAUGAAGAGAGGGAAAUCCAAGCCCUCCGUAGGAUGUAUUAUGCCCUCGUGCGCUCUAUUCUUUGCAACAACCUGGCUGGCGUGCUCACCAGCGAGAAGAAUGCUCCCCAACUGCGCGGCAUCCUCGAAACAAUCCUCACUCCCAUCGUCGAAAGCAAGGACCUCAGGAUGGUGCAGUUGUGUCUGAGCGUGAUUCAAAAGACUGUCGAAGUGUGGGCCGGUACCGUACCUGGCUUCAAUCGUGUCGUGUGCGACGACAUCGCUCCCAUCGUAUUCCGAGCAUGUCUCAGGCCAGACGUCAGUCCGACCGAUAAGAUCGCCACCACGCUUAUCGCCGACCUCGCGGCCAUCCAGAAGACCAUGCUGCAGAAGUGCGGACAGGAAUUUGCCCAGUGUCUCGCCACCAAGCUCCUGCCCAUGUUGGGGUGCGACGCUGCGACGGCGCAGGCCUACAUGCAGCACCUGGAGAGUGCGCAGGCGGCCCAGUGGAAGGACUUCUUCAGGCAGUUCCUCCAGGCGGCCAAGACCAAAAAAUAA